Messenger RNA from Carassius auratus (goldfish), 2035 nucleotides. It is a transcript of the gene p2ry1, whose product is annotated as purinergic receptor P2Y1. Gene Ontology annotation, molecular function: G protein-coupled ADP receptor activity; G protein-coupled ATP receptor activity; A1 adenosine receptor binding. Bases 297 to 1361 code for a protein of 354 amino acids. Gene Ontology annotation, cellular component: plasma membrane. The transcript has 2 exons. Lineage: Eukaryota; Metazoa; Chordata; Actinopteri; Cypriniformes; Cyprinidae. The record is from RefSeq and is a predicted model, not a curated record. Gene Ontology annotation, biological process: relaxation of muscle; phospholipase C-activating G protein-coupled receptor signaling pathway; platelet activation.
UCCUCACACAGUGAUUCGCUCGCACCUUGCGAGUCGGUUCAUAUGAAUCAUUAAAGAAGAGCCAGUUCAUAUAGAGCUAUUCGCUCGUUAAUUCGUUCAGAGUGCGCAGUGAGUAUCGGUGUGAGAGAGAAAGUCGUUCUUAUCCGAGAACUGUAGCGAAGCAGACAUUCCUGUGGCGGGAAAGCAGGCUCUCACAUCCAUGCUGCUGUCGGUUCCGGUGAACGCGCUCGAGGAAUGCGGGCUUCACGAGCGUCGUUCUGGUGAGUGAGAGUGCAGACCUGCUGAUUCUUGACAUCAUGACGGAGUUCAGUAACCUGACGUCGCUCGUGAAUAACGUGAGCGAGUUCUCCAAUCACACGGCGAGAUGCUCCUUAACCAAGACUGGCUUUCAGUUUUACUAUCUCCCCAUCGUCUACAUCAUGGUCUUCCUCACAGGCUUCAUCGGAAACAGUUUGGCCAUAUGGAUGUUCGUGUGCCACAUGAGGCCGUGGAGCAGCAUCUCCGUCUACAUGUUCAACCUGGCGCUGGCCGACUUCUGCUACGUGCUCUCGCUGCCGUUCCUCAUCUUCUACUACUUCAACAAAACCGACUGGAUAUUUGGGGACGUCCUAUGCAGACUCCAGAGGUUCAUCUUCCAUGUGAAUCUCUACGGAAGCAUCCUGUUCCUCACGUGCAUCAGCAUGCACAGAUACUCCGGCGUCGUGCAUCCGCUCAAGUCGCUCGGGAGGCUGAAAAAGAAGAACGCCGUUCGCACCGUGGCGCUCGUCUGGUUCAUAGUGGUGGUGGGCAUCUCUCCCAUCCUCUACUACUCACGAACCGGCCCUAAGAAGGGGUUAACCACGUGCUACGACACCACGACCGAAGACGAGCUGCCGGGAUACUUCAUCUACAGCAUGUGCAUGACGGUGUUCGGCUUCUGCAUCCCGUUCAUCAUCAUCUUCAGCUGCUACGGCGGCAUCGUCAAAGCCCUGAUCUGCAACGACAUGGACAACGCUCCGCUGAGGAGGAAGUCCAUAUACCUGGUCAUCAUCGUGCUCACGGUGUUCGCCGUGUCCUACCUGCCCUUCCACGUGAUGAAGAACCUGAACAUGCGAGCGAGACUGUACUUCCAGAGCCCGGACAUGUGUGUCUUUAACGACCGUGUGUAUGCCACGUACCAGGUGACCCGCGGCCUGGCCAGCCUCAACAGCUGCGUCGACCCGGUCCUGUACUUUCUGGCCGGAGACUCGUUCAGACGCAGACUGUCCAGAGCCACCAAGAAGUCCAUCAGGAAGGGAGAUCACCCGGUGCAGUCCAAGAGCGAGGAGACGGCGCUCAACAGCCAGCCGGAGUGUGUCCAGAACGGGGACGACCGGGACUGACCUUCCUUCCCUGAGACUGAUGCUUUAAAGAUGUCGAGUAUUUGAAAUCACCGUACUGUACUCUGGUCAGUGUUACUCCUGUGUUGCUUUUAAUGUUUUCGACUAAUGUGAUUUUACUGAAUGAACAAUCACUAAUUGACCGUUCCAUGUUUUAACAGACACAACGAUAUCAAGCACUGUUUAGUUGAGCUGUUCUCAGUGAAUAAUUGUUAAGAUGCACUAUAGAUAUUUUGACAUCAUUAAUUCUCUAGCUGUAGAUUUAAAGCAUUGUGAACUGAUGUGUAUUGUGCUGUUACUGUAAAGAUGUGUGCCCAUGAAUUAUGAAGGGACUCUUAUAGCCAUGUUUUGAAUAGACGGUAAAUCCUGUAAUGAAUUUCUCUAUAAUGUAGUAUUCAGAGCUAUAACAAGUACAGUGACUAGAUGAAAACUACAUUACCUGCUCUUUAUUAUCAGGUCUACCCAAAAUGGUGGGUCGCAGAAGAAUAGUGUUGCAUUCAUAUAUUAUUUUCUCACCUUUGUUUAAUUAUCUUGUUUAUGAAAAUGUGUAGUUUAACGGUUAGAUGUAACAAUACUCAUAAAAAGUUUGGAAUAAUUAAGAUUUUUAAAUGUUUCGGAAUGAAGACUUCUGUUCACUGAGGCUGCAUUUAUUUGAUCAAAAAAACAGUAAAAACAGU